AUGAAGAUGUCUAACGCGGACAUCGUCUUAAACGCCACCGAUCGGAUGGUCAAAUCUGUCCCAUUCCCCCUGAGCCACCGUCUUACCUUAAAGGAAGUGUUCGACUGUGAAGGGAAGCCGCGGGUGGACCUGCUCAAAGCCCAUCUGACCAAAGAGGGUCGAGUGGAGGAGGCAGUGGCGCUGCGCAUCAUCAACGAAGGAGCAGCCAUACUGCGCCAGGAGAAGACUAUCCUGGACAUCGAGGCGCCGGUCACAGUAUGCGGGGACAUCCAUGGGCAGUUCUUUGAUCUCAUGAAGCUGUUUGAAGUGGGAGGAUCACCAGCCACAACACGGUACCUGUUUCUUGGGGACUAUGUUGACCGCGGCUACUUCAGUAUUGAGUGUGUUUUAUACCUUUGGUCGCUGAAAAUCCUCUAUCCAAAGACACUAUUUUUACUUCGUGGAAAUCAUGAAUGUAGACAUUUGACAGAAUAUUUUACCUUCAAACAAGAAUGUAAAAUCAAAUACUCCGAACAGGUGUACGACUCAUGUAUGGACUCGUUUGACUGCCUUCCUCUGGCUGCGCUCAUGAACCAGCAGUUUCUCUGCGUCCAUGGCGGGCUCUCACCGGAAAUUCACACUUUAGAUGAUAUUAAAAAAUUGGAUCGGUUUAAGGAGCCACCAGCUUUUGGGCCUAUGUGCGAUCUGUUGUGGUCUGACCCUCUGGAAGACUUUGGGAAUGAGAAAACCCAGGAAUUUUUCGGACACAACACAGUGCGAGGGUGCUCCUACUUCUACAGUUACCCAGCUGUGUGUGAGUUCCUACAGAGCAAUAACCUAUUAUCAAUUAUUCGGGCCCAUGAAGCGCAAGAUGCAGGGUAUCGGAUGUAUCGAAAGAGUCAGACGACUGGGUUCCCGUCCCUUAUCACCAUCUUCUCUGCACCAAACUACCUGGAUGUUUACAACAACAAAGCUGCAGUUCUGAAGUAUGAGAAUAACGUGAUGAACAUUCGGCAGUUUAACUGCUCCCCACACCCGUACUGGCUGCCCAACUUCAUGGACGUCUUCACCUGGUCUCUGCCCUUUGUGGGGGAGAAAGUGACGGAGAUGUUGGUGAAUGUGCUGAGCAUCUGCUCUGAUGACGAGCUCAUGAUGAAUGAUGAAGAUGAGAUUUUUGAUGCCAAUGCAGCUGCAGCGCGCAAAGAGGUUAUCAAGAACAAGAUACGUGCAAUUGGCAAGAUGGCUAAGAUGUUCUCUGUCCUCAGAGAGGAGAGUGAGAACGUAUUGACGCUUAAGGGCCUGACGCCCACUGGCAUGCUGCCCAGUGGAGUCCUCUCAGGGGGCCGACAGACUCUGCAGAGUGCCACCAUUGAGGCCAUUGAAGCCAUCGAGCCGAAUGAGGAGGACGAUGAAGCGAUCCGCGGCUUUUCUCCUCAGCACAAGAUCAGAAGUUUUGAGGAGGCUAAAGGCUUGGAUCGUAUCAAUGAGCGCAUGCCGCCGCGUAGAGAUGGGGUGAACCACGUGGGCCACUCCAUGGGCAAGAUGAACAUGUCCGAGGCCAACGGGACGGAUGACAACAGCAACAUCCAGUGA
Messenger RNA from Knipowitschia caucasica, 1572 nucleotides. The record is from the annotation of a GenBank genome assembly. NCBI's taxonomy places the organism in Eukaryota, Metazoa, Chordata, Actinopteri, Gobiiformes, Gobiidae.